Molecule: messenger RNA, 321 nt
Organism: Gryllus bimaculatus (two-spotted cricket)
Lineage: Eukaryota; Metazoa; Arthropoda; Insecta; Orthoptera; Gryllidae
Source: the annotation of a GenBank genome assembly
AUGGAAACCGUCCGAAACCAGAAUGAAAGCGUGGAUUGCUGUGCAGACGGUGUGCUCGUGAUGAAGACGGCGGAUUCAUCUUCUGUGGCACACAUCAGCAAAUACCCGGAACACGGAGGAUUGACGGCUUUCGGCAAAGCAAACGUCCAACAUGGAAACGCGUACCGCGGCCCGCGCUUUGUUCUCAGAGCGACUAGUUUCCCCAACCGCGUGCCGUUGGCUUCCAUUAUGACGCCGCCGCGCCGCGCCGAGCCGCGCCGCGCCGCGCCGCGCCGCGCCGGCCCGCUCGUUCGCCACGAACGUGCUGGGUUUCGCAAAUGA